This is a messenger RNA of Drosophila hydei, 389 nucleotides long. RefSeq names its product probable 26S proteasome complex subunit sem1 (gene Sem1). The transcript has 2 exons. Gene Ontology annotation, cellular component: proteasome regulatory particle, lid subcomplex; proteasome complex. Gene Ontology annotation, biological process: double-strand break repair via homologous recombination; proteasome assembly; mRNA export from nucleus. Bases 110 to 349 code for a protein of 79 amino acids. Lineage: Eukaryota; Metazoa; Arthropoda; Insecta; Diptera; Drosophilidae. The record is from RefSeq and is a predicted model, not a curated record.
UACAUCUCUAGACAAGUGACUCGGCAUCAUUUCGGCUAAUCGUCAAAUUUGUUGAAAAAUAAAAAUUGUUUAACAAUUGUAAUUCAGCAUACACACACAAAUAUUAAAAAUGUCUGCGCCCGAUAAAGAGAAAGAGAAGGACAAGGAGGAGUCGAAUCAGAAGAGCGAGGAUUUGGGUCUUCUAGAGGAAGAUGAUGAAUUCGAAGAGUUUCCCGCUGAAGACUUUCGUGUGGCUGACGAUGUGGAGGAGCCAAACGUGUGGGAGGAUAACUGGGACGACGACAAUGUGGAGGAUGAUUUCAGUCAGCAACUAAAAGCACAUCUAGAGAGCAAAAAAAUGGAUACAUGAAUUUCUCGAUUCUUCGUUCGUCCCUAACCACAAAAAAACA